AUGAAAAAUGAAAGCAACAUUAGCUUCGGAACUGAGAGAACAGUAAAAUCCAUAGAAUCAAUGGAAGAUUUUUCUAAAUAUUCCCAGAGUCCAGCCCAUUUGGCGGUUGCACGCCGUGACUAUGCUGCCCUCAGGCGCAUUAUCUCUACCCUCCCUCGGCUUUCCAAGGCCAGUGAAGUAAGCACCGAAGCCGAAUCUCUUGAGGCUGAGCUCCGAGCUGAUGCUGUCUCAGCUGUCAUUGAUCGCCGAGAUGUUCCUGGUCGUGAGACUCCUCUUCAUCUAGCAGUGCGUCUCCGUGACCCAACCUCAGCCGAGAUUUUGAUGGCGGCUGGUGCUGAUUGGAGUCUUCAAAACGAGAAUGGUUGGAGUGCUCUCCAAGAAGCCGUUUGCACUAGAGAGGAAGCAAUUGCUAUGAUUAUUGCACGGCACUACCAGCCCCUUGCUUGGGCUAAAUGGUGUCGUAGACUUCCCCGUAUUGUUGCCUCUACGGCCCGUAUUCGUGAUUUUUACAUGGAGAUAAGUUUUCACUUUGAGAGCUCAGUCAUCCCGUUUAUUGGUCGAAUUGCCCCAUCAGAUACUUACCGCAUUUGGAAGCGUGGUUCUAAUCUUCGAGCUGACAUGACCCUUGCUGGCUUUGAUGGGUUUCGAAUUCAAAGGUCUGAUCAAACAUUUCUGUUUCUUGGAGAGGGGUACUCUUCAGAUGAUGGCAAUGUGAAUUUGGCACCUGGUUCUUUGAUUGUUCUUGCACAUAAGGAGAAAGAAAUCACAAAUGCUUUGGAAGGAGCUGGUGCCCAACCAACCGAAGCUGAAGUUGCCCAUGAAGUGGCCUUGAUGUCACAGACAAAUAUGUAUAGGCCAGGCAUUGAUGUUACUCAGGCUGAGCUUGUUCCCCAUUUAAAUUGGAGGCGACAAGAGAGGACCGAGAUGGUUGGAAAUUGGAAGGCCAAAGUUUAUGAUAUGCUUCACGUGAUGGUUAGUGUGAAGUCAAGGCGGGUGCCUGGUGCUAUGACCGAUGAGGAGCUCUUUGCAGUGGACGAUGAAGAAAGGGUGGCAAAUGGGGGUGAUAAUGAUGAAUAUGAUGAUGUAUUGACUGCUGAGGAAAAAAUGCAGUUGGAUUCUGCACUUCGAGGGAACUCAGAUGGUGCUUGUGAGGAUGAGGUCUCUGAUUGCCAUGAAAAUGCUUUGGGAGGAUCCUAUGAGAAUUGUGAAUCCAACGGUGUUGUUAAGGAGAAGAAGAGCUGGUUUGGUUGGAACAAGAAAAGUUCAAAGGGAAAUGAUGAUUCUGAAGAUCCAAGGAUUUUGAAGAAGUUCUCAAAGUUGGCCCCAGAAGGUGGCAACCAGAAAUCACUUGAUCAUCAAAAACCAUCAUCUGAAUUUCCUAGAGAUGAUAUUGCAGAUGCUAAGAAAGGAAAAGAUAAAAACAGUAAGAAGAAAAAGAAGAAAGUGGCUAGUGAUGCUAAGCAUGAGAGUGAGUACAAAAAGGGUCUGAGGCCUGUCUUGUGGUUGACACCAGAUUUCCCUUUGAAAACAGAUGAGCUUCUUCCUUUACUAGACAUCUUAGCAAACAAGGUCAAGGCUAUAAGGAGACUCAGGGAGCUUUUGACUACUAAACUGCCCCAUGGCACUUUUCCUGUCAAGGUUGCUAUCCCAAUCGUCCCAACAAUACGAGUUCUUGUAACUUUUACGAAAUUUGAGGAGCUUCAGCCAUUGGAGGAGUUUUCAACCCCUCUCUCCAGUCCAGCACAUUUUCAGGAUGCAAAGUCAAAGGAAUCAGAAGGAUCCUCGUCAUGGAUAUCAUGGGUAAGAGGGGGUCGUGGUGGGCAAUCAAGUGACAGCGAUAGCCACCGAUAUAAGGAUGAGAUUGACCCUUUCCUCAUACCAUCGGACUAUACCUGGGUUGAUGCCAAUGAGAAAAAACGCCGCAUGAAAGCCAAGAAAGCUAAGAGCAAGAAACACAGGAAACAUGCAACAGCCAAGGCUAGUGAUGGGGGACAUCAGGCAAGUGAGGAAGAAUAG
Molecule: messenger RNA, 2016 nt
Organism: Prunus armeniaca (apricot)
Lineage: Eukaryota; Viridiplantae; Streptophyta; Magnoliopsida; Rosales; Rosaceae
Source: the annotation of a GenBank genome assembly